GCCGCUGCCGGCGGCGGCUUCAUGAGUCUCCUGCUGUCGCCGCCGCCGUCGCUGCCACUGCUGCUGCUGGUCGUGACCAGGGGCACCUGCGCCUUCCGCUCCCAGGCCGGGGUCAUGAAUGUGUGCGGCGGCGGCAGCGGGGGUCGCGCCACCCCCGCCGUGGGUUGCCACAGCGCGGCGCUGGGCACCCAGUGCCUGCGGCUGCCUCCCGUGCAGGGCGCCGACCCCCAGCGCUGCAACGAGCUGCUCCUGUUGGCGGCGGCGGGGCUGCGCGAGCAGGAGAACCCGCCGGGGAGCCCCGGAGAGAAGGCGAAGCCGGAGACGUCGGCGUCAGCCCCCCAGCAUCACGUCCUCUACUUCCCGGGAGACGUGCAGAACUAUCGUGAAAUUAUGGCACGUCAUCCUGAGAAUUAUCAGUGGGAAAACUGGAGUCUAGAAAAGGUCGCUUUCCUUCUAGCACACCACUUCACCAGUAGUUAUAUUUGGGUAGUGAAGAGCUCCCGAAUGCAUUUGCACAAGUUCAGCUGUUAUGACAAUUUUGUGAAGAGCAACAUGUUUGGUGCCCCAGAUCACAGCAUUGAGUUUGGAGCUUUUAAACAUCUUUAUUCCUUGUUAGUUAAUGCAUUCACCCUUACGCAGAACAUUAUCUUGUCAAAGAAGAAAAGGUGUGGUUUAAGAAAGGAUGCAAAGACCUCUAGCUACUGUAGAGCAAAUUCAUCUCAUGCUUCAAAUGGCUGCCAUGGGGAGAGAGAGAGAAAAUAUGAACAAUAUGAUGACUCUGACACCAACUUUAAUCCACCAUCUUUUAAAGAUGCAUCCUUUACUUUGAUUGGAUUCAGUAAAGGAUGUGUUGUUUUGAACCAACUGCUUUUUGAGCUGAAAGAAGCCCAGAAAGAUAAGAACAUAAACACCUUCAUCAAAAACAUAAGAACAAUGUACUGGCUGGAUGGUGGUCACUCUGGAGGAAGCAAUACUUGGGUUACUUACCCCGAAGUGUUGCAAGAAUUUGCAAAGACAGGGAUUACAGUGCACACUCAUGUUACUCCUUACCAAGUAAAUGACCCCAUGAGAUCUUGGAUUGGAAAGGAGCACAAGAAAUUUGUACAGAUCCUCGAGGACUUUGGCAUGCAGGUGACUAGCCAGAUUCACUUUGAGCAGGAACCUCCUUCCAUAGAAAAUCACUUCAGAGUUCAUGAAGUGUUUUGAAGCUUGAAGUUUACCAGUUUACUGCAUUCAGUUGAAGAACAAAACAUUCUGUUGUGAAAUCAAGUGACAGGAAACAACAUUCAACAGACACCUGGUAUUGUUAGUUUGGGGGAAAUAGAAGCAUGGCUACUAAAAACUGGCAUGAUGUGCUCACGGUAUUCCUUGCAAGUGAAUUCCAGCAAUUCUUAGUAUGAAUUGGGUUAGAGUUACAAGUCAUUUAUGAUAUCAGUGUGGUUCUUACUAAUCCUAUGGUGUGACCCUUGAAAUUAGUGGGAAAAUUUAUCAUUAUCUUCUUUCAAAGGCAUAUGUAUGAUUGAUUUAAACUAUAAUUAUUAUUGAUAUUUAAAUAAUUGGAGAUUUGGAUAAUAUUUACUUCUGACCUUAAUCUUGGUAACAAUAAAGAAAAAGUAAUUAUCUGUUUUAGCACCCUGAAAAUUUUAAGAUUUGAUUUCAUUAUACCCUUGGAUGGGAACAUUCCCUUUGUCUUAUACUUUAGUAGAGGUAAAGAUUUAAUGAUAUUUUCUAUUGUUUGGGAGUACCUACCAAUUUGUGCCUCAUUCUUAUAGCCACAGAAGAGAUAUUUACAUAGUCUUAUUGAUUCAUUUUGCAACAUCAGUCACUGAUUAGUCUUUUCUUCUAGGUCUUAUUUAUGUUAAACAAUUAUGUUUUAUGUAUAAAAUGACCAAUAAUCUUUGGCCAUUAAGUUUUAACAUUCCAUCUAAACUUUAGAGUUUGAUUUUUAACUGAAUGCUUUUUGACAAGACAAUAAUUUAUUUUGGUCAGAAACUUAUCUUUUGGGAAAUCAGGCUAAAACAGAAGUACAUAGUUUGUACUAGGUAAUAUGUAGUGUGGUCAGAUUUAAACAUUUCAUCUCAUGAAUCUUAUGAAAAAGAUCAACAUGGGUGGUAAAAAACAAACUAAAAAAUAAAAUCAUUGCUCCAUUUAUUACUCUCCCCAAAAGAAGACAAAUUCUACAGUUCUGAAUCACUGGUUUCUUUCCAGAGUGAUCUGCCUGCCAAAAGGAAACAGCUCUCUUUGGCCAAAAUACAAAAUUACUGCAGAAAGAAGUUAUAAAGGAAAGUUUAAAGACAUAAAAUUUAAUUUUGGCUCAGAAAUUGAAUUUGGUUAACACUGCUACAUGACAUAAGGUGAAGGCCUCUUCUGCUGUUUUUCUUCCCUUGACCUAAAUAAAUAUGCUUUGAGAAACCAGGAUAUAAUUAUCAAUGAAAAGAAGUUGUUUGAUGAAAACAAAAAGAUUUUUUUAUCCAUCUGUCAAGAGUGGAUACUUUACUUGUCACAGUAACUAGCCUUUACGUAGUUGUACAGUAAACCUAAGUGAUAUUUAACUCACUCUUGUGAUUUGAAAAAAGAGAUAUAGGAGAAGUAAAAUAAUAAUGACCCAAAAGACAAUAUUGGUAUUUACUCAUUGAAAAUUUAUAAAAGAGCAUAGGAUGAAGAUACUACAAUCUUGGCUUUAGGCCAACUAAAAUAAUUUCACAGGAAUACCCUAUUUAGUAUUGUCUUUUCAUAGUACCUUUUUUAAAAAAAAAUUGCUAUGGAAACAUUCCAAAUGUUGAGAGCUUAAUGGGAAAUGGGAUCACUGUCUAAAUUUUCCCUGAAAAGAAACUGCUUAAGCAGAAACAUCCUAUUUUGUUUUAACACUUAGUUCUGCAUAGAAAUACUGUGUUUAUAACUUAACUCUUGGAUCUUUUAGGGGGGAGAAAAAAAUAGUUUUGUUACCUUGACUUUCUUUAAAUAAGUAGUUUCUUUUGAGACCAAAAGUUCCCACCAACCCACUCUUAACCUUAAAAAAAAAACCUUCAAGCAAAGUAGUUGAUAACAUAGGUUGUACAAUUACCACAAAUUGCCUAAUGGUAAUAUUUACCAUGUUCAUAUGAAUUGUACUAAGUUAUCUUCCUAUGUGUAGACUAAUGAAUAAAAGAGGAGGUUUUAUUUUCCAUUGAGACUGAAAUGGGAUUUGAGACAGAAAAGUUCAGGGGAGAGUGUUUUUCUACAUAUCUUUUAAUAUUGUGAUUAUAAAUAAACAUCUCAAGUACUUUAUGUAUUAGUGCUAAUGUGAAUGAUAGUUUGUAAACUUAAAAAUUCCCUUUUUGAGUUUUUCUAGAUAGAUGCUCUGUGGAAAUCAAGACAAUUAACUGUCAGUCUGCUAGGACUACUGUUAAAUCAAAGCAUUGAUUUUUUCCUAUGCUGGAAAUAAAUUUCUCCUGAAUAGUGUUUUCAAGAAUUUGGCCUAUGUUUUAAUUAGUUAUUAAUUUUUUAAAGCAAAAUUUUCUUUUUCUGUGUCAGAGUUUUGUUUUCUACUUUCAUAAUUGUAAUAUUAUAUACUUUUCAAUUGUGCCUUGUGUCACAAAUUGAAAAAUAGACAUGAAGACAAUGUGAAAGGUUGAUCCCACCACAGCAUUGAUGUAUAAAUGUAUUAAAAUGAGUAAUUGAUAUUGUUUUUUAGUAUGCUGUACACAUAAAUAAGGAGUUAACGAAUAUUGAGAUGUUAGAGCAGAAGCUGCUAAUGUGCCUGGUUAGUUUUUGAUAUGUGAAAGACUAUUAAAUUUUCAUUUUCCUUAACCAAGCUAUUUGACUUGUCUAAAUUCACUUUGAACAUUAAUUAUAAAAAUAGGUUAUAUAGUCCUCUACAAGAACAAAUUUUUUUCUCAGUUUUGAAUUGCUUUACGAAGUUAGCACUUUUUUUUUCAUUUUGAUGCAUUUGAUUUUGAAUUUACUAUUGUUCUCAGACUUAGUAAUUUUUAGAGUUCUGUGAAUUGUUUCAGUUCUUUUGGAAUAUUGUUUACCAAAAUGUUUAGGGUCCUACAAGUCCAUCUGUAAUCUCUUAAGUAUUAAGGUUUUUAAUGUACCAUUUGUUUUACUGGCAUGAAUAAUUUACUUUUGAUAUCUGUAUCUUAUUGCCAUCCUUAGUUGAGCAAGGUUUUGUAAAUAUAUCAAGUGGGAAUGUAUGAAGAGUCUUUUGCUCUGCCCAGAUGGUCUGCAAAUAAAAAUCUUGGGGAUUUAAUAAUUA
Phascolarctos cinereus (koala) is the source of this 4237-nucleotide messenger RNA. RefSeq names its product chromosome unknown C2orf69 homolog (gene CUNH2orf69). The record is from RefSeq and is a predicted model, not a curated record. Gene Ontology annotation, cellular component: mitochondrion. Lineage: Eukaryota; Metazoa; Chordata; Mammalia; Diprotodontia; Phascolarctidae.